UUCAGCUUGAAGUUCAAGCACCCCUCGAAGUCUACAAAAAGGAGAGAAAAUCGAACCAGCGAGACUAGACUCUUAACAGCAGAUAGAUAAUACAAUGCAACCCAGUGCCAGAAAACCCUUUCCCUCUCAGCCAAUCCAUCAAAAUCGCCGCCCUCGUUUAUGAUUCCCUGAUAUUCAAAUUCCGAUCUUGAGCUUAGUCACAAACGAAUCCAAUAAUGGUGAUGUUACAGAAAUUCAAGCUCAUGGCCACUCAGUGUGGCGCUCCUGCCCCAAGCCCCACCUCCAGUCCUCUCAUCCAACUCCGCCGCCGCAAAACACUCCGCACGCUGCUGGGCCGCACGCCACGGCGGCGGGACUUCUCCGAUCGACAAAUUGCUGAAAAGAAAAAGAACAAGAAGAGCAAGGACUCGAGCAGCCGCACUCUGAAGGACCUGUUUGUGUCUUCGCCGCCGCUGGACGAAGAUACCAAGAAGGCAGCGGAGAAUUUGAAGAACAAAAGCGAAGCGUUUCCGUCAGCAAUGAAUGGAGAAGAUAUCAGCGGCGACGGUUUAGGAGCUGCUCCGCUUUCUCCGAGGCCGGUCUGGUUGGGGUUUCGGCAUCGAUUCAUCAAGAGGGCGUGGCGUCCUGUUCUCGUCACUAUUCCAGAGUAAAUCAUCGAAAACACAGAAAAUAAAAAUAAAUAAAUAAACUUUUUGUCAAUACUCGUUAAUGUCUUCCUUUGAAAGAAAAAUUGUGAAUGAUGUGCUUUCAAAUGUAAUAUAAUGAUGGUGGUUAACUCAAGUCGCCGGAAAAGAAAGUCUCCGGCAAUCCAGUACGGCUCUGAAAUUGUUGUAGAUUGGAGUGUUUGUUUAUUUAAUUGUUUAUUUUUAAUGUUUGAAAUUGAAGUUGGGAAA
Molecule: messenger RNA, 893 nt
Organism: Vitis riparia (riverbank grape)
Lineage: Eukaryota; Viridiplantae; Streptophyta; Magnoliopsida; Vitales; Vitaceae
Exons: 1
Coding region: 216-650 (144 amino acids)
Source: RefSeq, a predicted model, not a curated record